AUGCAUUUCAUCAAGCUUGCCACCGGCACUUGCAUCAUUGCAGCCUUCAGAUCUGCUGCUCAACCGAGCCUCACCCAGACACAGUCUUACGAGCAGGUCUCCAACAUGACCGUCAGCGCCAUCGUCAAUGACUUCCGCUACAAUGGCGAUGUCACUGUCCUCCGUGGCCUCAUCGACAUUGCCUUUGCUGCGUUGCAAUCCGAAGCUGCUAUGGUUGCAUCUUGCCUUCAGUCCAGCAGCACUUCCGCUGGCAGACCAUCAGCUACGUCGGCUCCAACGUCCAGUUCCAUCCUCAACCCAGUCAUGCCCAAUCCACCCCCUCUCAGUGUCCCAGUGCCUGUACCAGCAGAUCCUCCAUCGGCAUCUCCAGCCAGUCAACCUGCCGCACCACCUAUCAACGCUGCUCCACCACCUCUCCAGGCACCUCCCGCACCUCCUGCAGGCAAUGCUCAAUCGUCUUCAUCACCUCCAUUGCCACCAGCAGCCAACAAUGCCCAAUCACCUCCAUCGCCCUCAUCAUCAUCCAGCGGCAACAAUCCACAAUCUUCUGGUCCAUCGACCAACCCAGGCAGCUCUGGCUUUUUGACUUCGAUCACUCCCAACUCACGAUCAAGUAUCAAUGGAUCCAUGUUUCUCGGUCUACCCAUCAGCAGCUCCAACAUUUCUGGUCUCCUGAAUGGCAUCGGUUCUCUCAGUCCUCUCACUUCAGCAGGAAGCAACUCUCUCGGCGGACUCGUCUCUGGCGUCGGCAGUGCUGUGACUGGAGCUCUCGGCGGCGUUGCCAGUGGUUUACCUACACCCCUUGGUGGUGUCGUCUCAGGAGUCAACAGCGUUGCUGGUGGUGCCCUCUCAGGCGUUGGCGGUCUCGUGUCUGGUGUUCUCGGUGGCGCUGCUGCGUCACCCACUGCUGGAGGGCUGGUUCCCGGCGUCGCUGGAGCUGCUGGCGGCCUCCUUCCAGGCGUUGGUGCUGCUGCUACUGGUGUCCUUGGCGGUGUCGCCAGUGCUCUUCCAGGUCCUCUCGGCGGUGCCGUCUCAGGUGUUGGCAACUUCGCUGGUGGUGUCUUGUCUGGUGUUGGAGGCCUCGUUUCCAAUGUUGGCGGUGCUGCUGGUGCCCUUCCUACCACUGUUGGUGGAGCUGUGUCGAACGUUGGCGCAGGCGUUGGUGGUGCUCUCACCGGUGUCGGAGGUGUCGUUAGUGGUGUGGUCGGUGGUGUCGCUGGAGCCCUACCUACACCUCUCGGCGGCGUUGUCUCUGGUGUUGGAAACGCAGCUGGCGGUGCUGUCUCUGGUGUCGGAGCUGCUGUUUCAGGAGUCGUCGGUGGCCUUGGUGGAGCUGUUGGUGGUCUUCUCGGCGGUCUUCUUGGAGGCGGAGCCUUGCCAUCAUCCAUCACGGGCACACCCAGUCCAGUCUCUGGAGUCGUCGUCAGUGCUACCAAUGGAGCCGUCGCCACUUGCACAGAUCUUGUCUGCCUUCAAGCAUCUCUUCCUGGUCUAUUGGGUUUGAACCUCGCCGCUAUCCCAACUGGAGGCUCAGGAGGUUCUCUACUCAACGUCGGUGUCAAGAUCCUUGGAGGUGGCAAUGCACCUGCUGCUGCACCAGCUGUCACUACCAACAUCAACGCCAUCAUCUCCGCCGCCAGUCAAGUCUCUUCAGUCGUUGGCGCCAGUCAAUGCAGCAACCUUAUCUGUCUUCAAGCCUCGCUUCCUGGUGUGAUCAGUCUGAGCGCUGGUGCCAUUCCAACAUCUGGUGCAAACCUCGGCAACCUUCUCGGUGUUGGUCUCAAUCUCUUCGGAGGUGGCCAAGCACCCACUAUCGCCACUGUUUCUGCAGGUACAGGCUCGGCACUCGUCGCUGCUGUCACGACUUCAGUCUCAAUCACUCCUUCAGCCGUGGCCGGACAACCUGCACCAACUGGAUCAUGGGUUCCAGUCACCUCGUGGAUGUACGUUGCUCCCGCUCUCUUGGGUGGUCUGCUCUGA
Messenger RNA from Aureobasidium vineae, 1980 nucleotides. The record is from the annotation of a GenBank genome assembly. Lineage: Eukaryota; Fungi; Ascomycota; Dothideomycetes; Dothideales; Saccotheciaceae.